This is a messenger RNA of Siniperca chuatsi (mandarin fish), 3261 nucleotides long. RefSeq lists its product as uncharacterized. The record is from RefSeq and is a predicted model, not a curated record. The transcript has 18 exons. The coding region runs from base 82 to 2859 and encodes 925 amino acids. NCBI's taxonomy places the organism in Eukaryota, Metazoa, Chordata, Actinopteri, Centrarchiformes, Sinipercidae.
GUUGCAAGGACGAAUACUGCGUUUCAUCUGCGUGUGGCGAAUCGUUCGAGGAAAUUCAAGUGGAUUAGCUUUUAGGAAAUAAUGACUUCUUCUGGUGCGCUGACAGAAUUCAGAACUGGCCCUUUGUAUUUCUUUGACCAGCCAACAAAACGAAUUAAAGGAGCACGAAGGAACAUUUUGUAUUUAGCGCAGUUAGAAGAUUCAAUAAAAAGUUGUCGAGAGAAUGACAACAAAGAAGGUAAAAGCGAUGAGCCCACUCAGAGGCCGUCAGGUGAAACACUUGGGGAUGGUGAACCUGAUACCUCAUCUGCUGUCGGGGCUGCACGGAGCAUAAAGGGCCAGGAUCCGAUGGAUGCGUACAAGCGAGCUGCCCCUCUGUUAUUAAACGAAUUGGCUCGCCUACUUUCACAACAUAAGUGGAGCGCGGAGGGGUGUAUUCCUCACGGGAUUGUAAAUAUUCUGAAUGACUCCUGGCAGGAUCUGACUGCAGGGGCGGCGCACAUGAAAAGUCCGGAACAGGCUAAACGGGGAAAGUCCAAAGGGUCCCUGAAGUUGGAUCAAGCUCGAUCCCGUCAGGUGUCCGCCAAUGACAAGAGGGAGGCAGGAGAGAGAAACUCGUGGGAUGUGGAAAAUGUUGGUCCCUCUGUGAGAAAACCACAAGUUAGCUCGAAUCCACGCAUGAAAAAGCGCAAUCAAAAACCCAGCAGAGCUCACAGCUCCACAACCGCCAGUUUCUCCAUCUCAUCCAACGGCUGUGAAGAUCCAGGUUGGAUCACCCAGCCAAAGCAGCCCUCCUGUGAUGAGCCUCAGCGGAUCAGUUUGUGUCAGUGGGUGUUGGAGCGACUCCAGGCGACAAGAAAUCCUGAAAAACUGCUAACAACUGAACAGGACCUGAACAAGACCCUCAUUCUCCGUCACUAUGGUGAUGCAAAGGCAAAACUGAAGGACAGGGGAGCGAGGAGAAAGGUCCAACCUGCCACUCUAGUCAACGGGAUGCCCCGGAUACCAGAAGUGAAGCAGCAGGAUCCAGCAUGGCAGAAAUUACACUAUAGGAUCAACGACGGCUCCUCGUUCAUAUACUACCCGUCUGGUUGUAUGGCAGUAUGCCAGAGCCACUCAGGUCUGCCCUGUGGAGGCUUCUACACCACCGUGUUCAGUGAUAGCGAGUGUCCCGUUAUUCUGCUGACUAUCACAGCGUUUGGGCACGGGGCUGUUACACACCCUCUUAGCUCUGCCAUUACAGCAGUGUGGAACCAGGAUGGUGGAUACAUAUGUGACCAUCGUGGGAACAUAACUAAGGAGUGGAGAUGGCAGACAGACUGCACACUGAGGGAGAAUAUUAUUAUACAGUUGUCAGAUCUAAUCUGUGUGAGGCUGCUCAGUGGUACUUCUGCCAUGCUCAGCUUCAGGUGUAACAACGAAAGUGUUCAACUUCCUCUUUCUGCCCUGUCUAACAUUAACCAAUCAAAGGAAAUGCCUUGUUUGCUGACUGAAGGAAAGUUUGCCUCUGAUGCUGCUCAAGACCUCCUGCUGGCGAAGAAGACAAAAUCCCCUUCUGUGGUCCUAGAGAGCAAGAGGAACCUGACGCAAACACCUGUGUCUGUGUGCUCCCGAGAGGUCCUCCAGAUGGUCGGAGAGGUGGAGGGGCUGGAGGAGCCAUCAGCACAGUGGAGAAGAGGAGGGCAUGUUGGCAGGGAGUUGAAGAGGCUUCAGCAGAGAGUACAAAACACCCUGGAUGACUGGUUGGAUUAUUAUCGUGUGGCCAUUGGGAUCAAGUGUCCUGACAUGCAGCGGAUGCCAGAUGCCCCACUGAGGACCAGGCUGAGGAGAGAGGUACAGUCAGCUGCUCUGCCCUCUCUGAACCCACCUGAGCGGGCAGAUGCUAAACCAGUCCAGCCCGAGGAAGGCAGGAAUGAGUUACUGCACAGACAUCUGUCAACACCAGCAGAAAGAUCUCUGGACUCCUACGUCAAGCUGCCAAGGACACCAAAAAAGCGAACAAAGGAGGAGCCCCGUGUCACACAGAUAGGACCCCUUCAAAUUCACGGCAACAUCAAACUUGAGUCAGUGAUUUUUCCAAACAGUCCAGAUUUGCAGCCCUCUGCUGUCACCCGCUGUCCAGCCUCGCCGUCGUUCACUCCAUCCACCCCCCUCACAGUGUGCCCUGCCCUGCUGAGAGCUGCCCUGCUGGGGGAGGGGGGACACAGGCGGUGCUGCUGCAGUGCUACACUGAUGCCAGUGGUGAUGGACCUGGAGUUUGAUGCCUUUGUAAUGGGCCAGCCUCCACACAGUCAACAGAUCCUGGUGGUGUGUGUGACUCUGCCUCGCCAACCCGUCCACACACAGGCAGGGCCUGAACAGGAUGUGCUGGAGCAGCUUUACAGGAGGAGGAACAAACAUAGAACCAUGCCGUGUACUCAGUGCCAGAUGGAUUCAUUUCGCCUUGUGAGGUAUGAGGUGUCAACAGGAAAGUCCAGCUGUGGUGUGGAGAACAUCCUGCUGCAGCAGAGACACAACGCUGCUCCUGGGAUGGUCCUGAUGUACAUCAGAGGGCAGCUGCUGUUUGUGGGCUACGUAUUCAGUGGUCACAGCCGCUCAGUCAGGGACCUUCAAAAGCAAAUCUCCAGAACCAGGGGAGACUACAGAUUAGGUCUGAGCCUCCCUUCAGACUACAUGUUCAGUGAUACAGUGAAUACCCCUGCAGCUGCACACAACUUACAAGAUGCAACACUAAAAGGAGGAGAUGACAUAACACUGACUGCUUCAGUGGAAAAGGAAAAGGCCAAUGAGAGACAAAACAAUCAAGUUCCUGAGGUAUCACACCAACGGCAGAGAGAGUCUUGUAUCAAACCAAAAUAGACUGGACCAGUGACAGGAUUAUAUCUGUAUUGGUCCACUUGUAGUCAUUAAAAAAAAACCAAAGUCUCCAAACUGCAUCAACUGUGGGUUAAUACUUCACGCUAAUGUGCAAUCAAAUUGCAAAUGCCUCAUUUGCUUACUAUGCAAGUUGCACCACUGAUCAGUCUAAUCUGUAACUGAAAUGCAAAAUGUCUUUCAACUUUCGGCAGUAAGGAGUACAUUGGAAACUCCUAGAGGCAUCAGGGCUACAGAUCAAUCAUCAAACAUAAUCAGUGACUGCUGAUGUUUCAAUUCUCUCUGAAUAAUGGGCUUUAUAUAAACAUCCAUGGGAAAUAUCUGUAUUAACUGUAAUAUUUUCUUCAGCAAGUAUGAGCAGAUUUAAUAAAAACACCAAACUAUCCA